This is a messenger RNA of Daldinia caldariorum, 2299 nucleotides long. Its product is annotated as permease for cytosine/purines, uracil, thiamine, allantoin-domain-containing protein. Gene Ontology annotation, cellular component: plasma membrane; fungal-type vacuole membrane. NCBI's taxonomy places the organism in Eukaryota, Fungi, Ascomycota, Sordariomycetes, Xylariales, Hypoxylaceae. Gene Ontology annotation, molecular function: transmembrane transporter activity. Bases 109 to 1692 code for a protein of 527 amino acids. Gene Ontology annotation, biological process: transmembrane transport. The transcript has 3 exons. The record is from RefSeq and is a predicted model, not a curated record.
AGGCAGGAAACGCAAGCAAACAAGCAGUAAUUUUCUUCUCAACGCACCCACUUCCCUCCUUUUUGGCGUUUCCAUACGAGUGCCAAGAAAAAAAGAUUAAAAAAAAUUAUGACGCUGCGAGAUAACAUGCAGGCCAACGUCGACGAUAUCAUCGCUGAGGUCGAUUAUAAGGCUAAGAGUCCCGAGAUCGACUAUGGCCUCGGCUAUGUUAGCGACGGUAAUGCCGUCCACGGCCAGGACCUGUCGGCAGGCGAGUCGGUCUACGCGAAGCUCCAGCGGUUCGCGGGUAAGUUUGGUGUCGAGCAGAGAGGCAUUGAGCGCGUUCCUAGCGAUGAGAGGACGGACUCGAGUAUAACUCAGGUUGGCACGCUGUGGUUCUCGGCCAAUAUGGUCGUCUCGUCGUUUGCGAUUGGCGCUCUUGCGCGCCCUGUCUUCAACUUGGGGUUUGUAGACAGUGCCUUGACCAUCAUCUUCAUCAACCUCCUUGGUAUCAUGCCGGUCUGCUUCUUCUCGACUUUCGGUCCCCGAUUCGGUUUGCGACAGAUGGUGCUGUCGCGAUUCUAUUUCGGCUUCUACGGUGUCAAGCUAAUUGCCGUAUUCAAUAUCCUGGCGUGUAUUGGUUGGUCUGCAGUCAACGUCAUCGUAGGCGCGCAAUUCUUCCACGCAGUCAACAGCGACGUGCCCGGCUGGGCUGGCAUCCUCGUCAUCUCCGUCGCAACGCUGAUCAUCUGCACGUUUGGCUACAAAAUCGUCCACGUUUACGAGAAAUGGUCCUGGAUCCCCGUGUUCGUCAUGUUCAUGAUCGUGCUCGGCACCUUUGCCCACUCGGGCGGUUUCAACAGCUUGCUCCCUCUCGAGACCGGGCCCAGGGAGGCUGGUGGCGUACUGUCUUUCGCGGCGUCGGUGUACGGCUUUGCGACGGGGUGGACUUCGUACGCUGCCGACUACACCGUAUACCAACCCGUCACCCGCUCCCGGAGAUCGAUUUUCCUGUGCACUUUCGCCGGCCUGUUCGUCGCGCUGUGUUUCACCGAACUGCUCGGAGCCGCGGUGUCCACGGCCAUGGCUACGAACGAAGCUUACACGUCGGCGUACGAAGACGCGCACAUAGGCGGGCUGCUCGCGCAGGUGCUCGUCCCGCGGCUGGGGCGCUUCGGGGAGUUCUGCGUGGUGAUGCUCGGGCUGUCCAUCAUCGGGAACAACUGCCCGAACGCGUACUCGGUGUCGCUGUCGCUGCAGGUGCUCUCGGAGCGGACGCAGCGGGUGCCGCGGUUCGUGUGGACGUUCCUGGGCACGGCGGUGUACGUGGCGAUCGCGAUCCCCGGGUACGACCACUUCGAGGACACGCUCGAGAGCUUCAUGCUCGUCAUCGGCUACUGGCUCGCCAUCUACGAGGGCGUCUCCCUCACCGAACAUUUCGUCUUCCGCCGCGCCUCCUUCUCCCGCUACCGCCCCGAGGACUACGCCACCCCCUCCCGCCUGCCCCCCGGCUUCGCCGCCGUCGCCGCCUUCUGCGCCGGCGUCGCGGGCGCCGUGCUCGGCAUGGCCCAGCAGUGGUUCACGGGCCCCAUAGGCAGGCUGUGCGGGGCCGCGCCGUCGGGAGGCGACGCCGGCUUCGAGUUGGCCUUUGGGUUCGCGUCCGUGAGCUAUCUUGGCCUCAGGGCGAUUGAGAAGGCGUACUUUGGUCGAUAACGCCGCGGGGGGAGGGGGGAGGAGAAAAUAGGAGAGAGAGGAGAGGGGAGGUAGGACACACGCAUACUCACACUCACACUCACCCGUAUAAGAUAGAUAGAUAGACAGGCAGGCAGGCAUACUUACCUACUAGAUAUGGACCAGGUUUGCGGUAUGAGUACCGUUAUUUACCGAUCAGGAAGGGAAGAGGGGGUAGGGGGAAAGGUUUUUUUUUUUUUUUUUUUUUUUUUGUGUGCGCUAUUUUUCUUCUUUUUGUGCCACACAUGGUUCUAUCUAUCUAGAGGGAAGAGAGAGGUGAAGUAGAGAGAGAGAGGGUAUAGUACGGUUGUAACUUGUAAGAUGGGGCGCGCGCGCGUGUGUGUGUGAUGAGAUAGGAUCGGCCAGGAUGACGAAUGGAAAUAAAAACGUUAAACAUAGAAAGAGAAUCUUAUUCGAUACCAUGUCGAGAAAUGCCCGUGUUCGACUUUUUGAUAUGUGUUUUUUUUUUUCGGUGUACUUGAUCGGAUUGUUGUUCUUUUUCUUCCUUCGCGUAUAGAGGACAUCGGGUAUGUAUGAUUAGCAACACCUAUCGUCAUAUAUAGGAUGAAUUGACCAUGAUUUCUUGUUA